AUUUUUAACCCGAUUUCUCUCUUUCUCCCCCCAGAUUACAGCCAGACCGCCACGCAAAGCUACGGCGCCUACCCCACGCCCCCGAGCCAGGGCUACUCCCAGCAGAGCAGCCAACCCUACUCCCAGCAGAGCUACUCCGGCUACUCCCAGUCCACAGACACCUCGGGAUACGGCCAGAACAGCUACAGCUCCUCCUACAGCCAGACCCAGAGCAGUUACAACACCCAGUCGGCCCCGCAGCCCUACGGCAGUGGGGGAGGAUACGGGACGGGGCAGAGCUCCCAGAGCUCCUACGGCCAGGCCUCGUCCUACCUGGGCUAUUCCCAACCCCCCGCCGCCUCCUCGGCCUCUGGAAGCUACGGCAGCGGCUCCGGGAGCUCGAGCUACGGGCAACCCCCGAGCGGGGGGUACAGCCAACAGCAGAGCUACAGCGGGGGCCAGCAGAGCUACAGCCAACAGUCGUCCUACAACCCCCCUCCCAGCUACAGCCAGCAGGGCCAGUACAGCUCCGGCACCUGUGAGUCCUUUUGGGGGGAAAUCACCCGGAUUUGGGGUCAUUUGGGGGGGUUUGGGGUCUGUAAUAGGGGGUACAGCCCCCAGCAGAGCUACAACCAACAGUCGUCCUACAACCCCCCUCCCAGCUACAGCCAGCAGGGCCAGUACAGCUCCGGCACCUGUGAGUCCUUUUGGGGGGAAAUCACCCGGAUUUGGGGUCAUUUGGGGGGGUUUGGGGUCUGUAAUAGGGGGUACAACCCCCAGCAGAGCUACAGCCAACAGUCGUCCUACAACCCUCCUCCCGGCUACAGCCAGCAGGGCUGGGACAGCUCUGGGGGGU
Molecule: messenger RNA, 835 nt
Organism: Corapipo altera (White-ruffed manakin)
Lineage: Eukaryota; Metazoa; Chordata; Aves; Passeriformes; Pipridae
Product: RNA-binding protein FUS-like
Exons: 7
Source: RefSeq, a predicted model, not a curated record